AUGGCGCCAGCCCUGUUGCUCGAUGAAAGCAGUAGCCCCUGCACAGUGUCUGUUGCCAGCGCUUCACCAUCGACGGACAAUUGCACUCCAGUAAUGGCGGCUUCGUGGAAUCGUCAGAAUCGCCGGAGUCCACUUCUCAAACGUAGUGUGAGGAGUGUCCCACUCUGGCUCACGAGUGCAAAAGGAAGCUGGCUAUCAGUUACCGAUGGCACCAAGACCUGGAAGUUGUUUGAUGCUUCUGGUGGGGCUGGAGUGUCCAACAUUGGCCAUGGCGACAGGCGAGUUCAUGAGGCAAUCAAGAGACAAGAAGAAACGGGAGUCACCUACGCAGCUUCUAUGAGCUUCGAUACAGAGGCAGCGUGGGAGUUUGCAGACUACCUUGUCGAAUCGACAGGCGACGAGAUGGCUGAGGUGGCCUUCUACAGUUCAGGCUCUGAGGCUACCGAGGCGGCUAAGAAGCUGGCAUAUCAGUACCACUCCAAGUUGAAGCAAGAGGGCCAAUCUGGCCGACGAUGGUUCAUUGCUCGUGAUCGAUCAUAUCACGGAGCGACGCUGGGUGCUCUCGAAGUCAGUGGGCACAAGGGACGGAAAGACAUGUACAAGCAGAUUCUGCCUGACAACACGCAAUUUGUCUCUCCAUGCAACCCAUAUCGAGAUAUGAAGGAUGGGGAGACUGCAGAUGAGUAUGUUAAGCGGCUGGCAGAAGAGCUCGAGAGCAAGAUUUGUGAGCUUGGUGCGAACACGGUGGCGGGAUUUUUUAUGGAGCCAGUUGUGGGUGCGGCACUUGGCUGCGUUCCAGCAUUGCCUGGCUACCUGACGGCCAUGAAGAAGGUGUGCAAAAAGUACAAUGUACUCUUCAUCUUGGACGAAAUCAUGUGUGGCAUGGGGCGUACGGGCUACAUGCACGCUUGGCAAGAGGAGGGGGUGGUUCCAGAUAUUCAGCUGGUGGGCAAAGCGCUUGCGGGGGGCUAUGCAGCAGUUUCGGCACUGCUCGUUAGUGCGGAUAUUGUCGACACCCUUGGGAAUAGCUGCUUUGCUCAUGGCCACACGUUCCAGAACUUCCCAGCGGCAUGCGCCGCCGGUCUGGCGGUGCAGCAGAUUGUGCACCAAGAUCAUCUUGUGGAGAAUGUCAAGGAUAAAGGGGACAAGCUAAUGAAGAAGUUAGUGGCGCGCCUUGGCGAUCAUCCCAACGUCGGAAACAUACGUGGAGCAGGUCUCUUCCGAGGAAUUGAGUUUGUACGCGAUAAAAAGAGCAAGGCGCCAUUUGACUCGGAGGCAGCCAUAGCGUGGAGAAUUCACGAGAAAGGGCUGAGAGACGGAUACAACGUCUACGUUUACCCAGGGUCCGGGACUGUUGAUGGCGAGCGCGGAGACCACAUCAUUAUUGCCCCACCCUUCAACAUUACGGACAGCGAUGUCGACACGAUUGUUGAGAGCGUGGGCAAGUUGAUUUUCGAUUUCUUUGAAGACAUCAACAGCCCGCCCAAGUUGUAG
Bipolaris oryzae ATCC 44560 is the source of this 1494-nucleotide messenger RNA. RefSeq lists its product as uncharacterized. Gene Ontology annotation, cellular component: cytosol. The coding region runs from base 1 to 1494 and encodes 497 amino acids. Lineage: Eukaryota; Fungi; Ascomycota; Dothideomycetes; Pleosporales; Pleosporaceae. The record is from RefSeq and is a predicted model, not a curated record. Gene Ontology annotation, molecular function: pyridoxal phosphate binding; transaminase activity. The transcript is spliced from 5 exons.